CCAUCUGCCAAUACACCAAAGGAAGAAAAAGGCAAAAGUUUCGCAGCGUUUGAAUAAAGCCUGAGGUUCCGAGUGCCGUCGCUGUCCUCGUUUUGCUCCCCAGCGUGAAAAUGUUGAAGGAUUUGGUACGCGAGCGAAUGAUUGCGGCAGCCGACGAAAUCUUCGCACUGUUUGAAAGAACCAUUGCGUCGUACGAGGAGCAACUUUGUCGAGCCAGAGAUGAAACCGAGCGGCACCGACGACGACUGGAAGCUGUUUGCAAGACUCAAAUUGUCGUACGACUCGAAGACGUCCAGCAGCUGAUUGGUUGUAAGGAGGCAGAGUUGGGGGGCUCCAGUUCCGAGCAGAGGAUUUCUCCGCCCGCCUUUGUUAAAGAGGAAGGUGCCGAUCUGCUCUCCGGCCACGUUGAAGAGGAAGAGCGUGAGGUGCCCGUUGACGCGAAGGAGGAGAGGGUGUUGGUUAACGUCAGCAAUUUGCCACCGACUCGCACCCGCGCGGGCCGUGAAGCUGAUGAAGACGAGCCACCCGAGCGGUCACAUCUCCCUGAUCACAAUCCAACCGGAGAGCAGUGUGAAGGACCACCACCAGACCACCUCGAAGUGCCAAAGAGCGACGAGCAGCGUGAAGACUUUGGGCAGCAGGCGGGCCACGGGGGAGAACACGAUCCACGUUCCCCCCAUGAUGAAGAGGAACGGGAGAUUCCAGUUCCUCCCCGGCCUCAGGACAAAAACGGGCCGCUCGGCGUCAGCAAGUCGCCGCGGAAAAGCGUCUUUACUGGGAGCGAAGACGGCGCCGAACCGCCCCGCCGCCGGCGGUGUCGCCGCUGCGUAGACCGGCCCGAAGGCUCGCCGGCAGAAAAGCUCCCCGCUCCUCCGCCAGGCAGCGCCAACCGAGACGUCGCCAACAAACGGGUGAAGAGCUCUAAAGACGAGACGACUCGUGGCGACGAGGAAACUCCCAGCGCGCGUGAAAAACGUUUGCCCUGCUCGGUUUGCGGCAAAUCGUUUCGCAGUCAAUAUCUGAUUGUUCAUAUGCGAAUGCACACGGGAGAAAAACCCUUCGGUUGCUCACUUUGCACCGAACGGUUUCCCAGCAAGGCGCAGUUGAGCCAACACAUGCUAGCACACACGGGCGAAAGCCCUUAUUGUUGCUCAACCUGCGGCAAGAAGCUCAAGCACAAGUCGACCCUGCUGGCGCAUUUGAAAAUUCACAAAGGCCAAAAGCCUUUUAGUUGCGCCGUUUGCGCCAAAAGCUUCGCGAAAAAGUCCGGCAUGUUGAGCCACAUGAAAACGCACGCCGGCGAGAAAAGCUUGCCGUGCCCCGUUUGCGGCGUCGUCUUCACCAAAAAAUGGGAACUGGCCAAACACGCGAGAACGCACCGGCAGAAAAAGAUCUUGAGCUGCACGCGUUGCGGCAGACAGUUCGCCGACCUGUCCGAUAAGAUCCGACACUUGAUCGUCCACACGGGACAAAAUGAUUGUCUCGCUUCUUCGAGCUAAAGAGAUUGCAAAGCCGCCAGACUCGCUCGCGCGGGAAAAUAUUUCGAGCGGAUACGAAAUGUUAAAGUUAAACGUUAACGUAGCCGUUUCUUGGCACGAGGUGGACUGUCGCGGCGAACGAUUUUCAUUUGAUUGAUCUACGUCGACGUCCCGUAGAUGACGGCGUCCAAACGAAGGAGGACGGUAUUGACGGUGGGAGAGCGAGUCAAACUCAUCCGGUUAAGCCAAGCGGGAUUCAAAGUCAGCGAGAUUCAGGAGACGAUCCGAGUGGGAAAGACUCAAAUCUACGAGACCUUGAGAAACA
This is a messenger RNA of Hippocampus zosterae (dwarf seahorse), 1803 nucleotides long. RefSeq names its product zinc finger protein 263-like. The record is from RefSeq and is a predicted model, not a curated record. NCBI's taxonomy places the organism in Eukaryota, Metazoa, Chordata, Actinopteri, Syngnathiformes, Syngnathidae. Bases 111 to 1499 code for a protein of 462 amino acids. The transcript has 3 exons. Gene Ontology annotation, cellular component: nucleus. Gene Ontology annotation, molecular function: RNA polymerase II cis-regulatory region sequence-specific DNA binding; DNA-binding transcription factor activity, RNA polymerase II-specific. Gene Ontology annotation, biological process: regulation of transcription by RNA polymerase II.